AUGACGUCACACGGCGGUGAAACAGCCCGGCGCGUGCGCACCGCGCGCUCCCGACGCGGCUCCUCCUCCUCCCGCCCCCGACCCCCCGGGGAGCAGCCGCACGCCUCGGAUGUGGUGAGUUACGCGCCCUUCACGCUGCUCCCGUCCGCAGUGCCACGGGCCUUGUUUGAGCAAGCCUAUGCUGUCCAGCAGGAUUUUAACCUGCUGGUGGAUGCCAUCAGUCAAAACAAAGAAUUCCUGCAGAAAACUCUGGCCAGCACAAUCAAGGUAGACGACUUCACAGCUCGACUCUUCAGAAUCUACAUGCAGGUUUUGGAGGAAGGCUUGGCUCAGACUGUGUUUUUGGGCAUCAACCGCUCGGAUUACAUGUUUGACUGUGGGCUGGAUGGCAGAGCAGCUCUGAGGCAGAUAGAAAUAAACACCAUUGCUGCCAGCUUCGGGGGGCUCACCUCCCGCACCACCGACGUGCACAGGUUGGUGUUGAAAGUGCUGGGAAAGACUGAGGAGGCAUCGCAGCUGCUGCCCAACAACCCAGCCAAGGGACUGGCCUUGGGAAUUGCCAAAGCCUGGCAGCUCUACGGGUCCCAAAGGGCUGUUGUGAUGUUUCUGGUGGAGGAAGUCCAGAGGAAUAUUUUUGAUCAGCGUUGUGUAGAAAAUGAGCUUUGGAACAGGAAUAUCCGUGUGGUCAGGAAGCGCUUCCGGGAUGUGUUUGAGCAGGGCUCUCUGGAUGCCAGCAGGAGGCUGUACAUGGAUGGCCAGGAGGUCGCAGUGGUGUAUUACAGAGAGGGCUACGUGCCCCAGGUCUACGACCAGCAGAACUGGGAGGCGCGGCUGCUGCUGGAGAGGUCGCGGGCAGUGAAGUGCCCUGACAUUGCCACGCAGCUGGCAGGCACCAAGAAGGUGCAGCAGGAGCUCAGCAGGCCAGGCAUGCUGGAGAAGCUGCUGCCAGGCCACCCCGAGGCCAUCGCUCGGAUUAGAGCCACCUUUGCAGGACUCUACUCCCUGGACGAGGGUGAAGAGGGUGACAGAAUAGCUGCCACAGCCAUCGCUGACCCCGACCGCUUUGUGCUGAAGCCUCAGCGUGAAGGUGGAGGGAACAACCUGUAUGGUGAAGAACUCAGAGAGGUUCUGGAGAAGAUCAAAGACAGCCCUGAGAGAACCUCCUACAUCUUGAUGGAUAAGAUCAGACCCCAGCCAGCACUGAAUUACUUGCUGAGGGCUCACAGCCCUCUCCAAGUGUCCGAGUGCAUCUCUGAGCUCGGGAUCUUCGGUGUCUAUGUCAGGCAGGGCCAGGAGCUGGUGCUGAACGAGGCCGCGGGGCACCUGCUGCGCACCAAGGCCGUGGAGCACGCGGACGGCGGCGUGGCAGCCGGGGUGGCCGUGCUGGACACGCCCUACCUGCUGUGAGGAGCCGUGCCCCACCCUCCUCUCUGCUGCCUGAAGAGCUGAUCUGCCCCAGGGAUGUCUCCUUACAGUGUGCUUGCCAAGGUCCAGCGUGCUGGAGGCUGUGUGAUGCAGCUGCUCAAAGGUCCUGGGUGCCAGCUCCAGCUGCUUCUGGUGGUUCCCUCUCCAGGAAGAGGAUUCCCUUGCUCUGCCGGCUCAGGGGGCCCUGCCCGGGGCACAGCCCAGCUGUGACUCCCAGGACUGCGGGGUUCUGGAUGUUCCCUUGGGGCCUGGCCUGGGGGCAGAGGGACAUAGAGCAAAGGGUCAGUGUGCCACAGCAGGCCUUUGUGCUGCUCCCACUUCUGAGCUCCCUGAUGCUUCGUGAUUUCUGAAGACACACACAGCCUAAGGAAUGAGAGGAGAAAAGCGGAUGGGCAAGUAUCAGCCUUUAUCUUCAUCCAGUGCCUCAGUGCUCUCCAGCUUAAAGAGAGCUCCAUCCAGCCCCUCCACCCCUCCUUCCUGUGCUGCUGCUGUCCUGAUUUCUAUUUUCCCCUGUGCCUGAGGAUCCUCAGAGUUCCUGCACCAGGCACAGCUGUCCUGGUACUUUGCCCAAGGGCCUCUUGCUUGCUUUUGCUUUGCCCAACUCCUGUUUUAUUGGACUGGGUGCUGGUCCCAAACAGUGCCUCUGUGCCACACAGGGCAGGCAGGAGUGCAGGGUCCAGGACAGGCUCCCACUGCCUCCUGCAGCCUGUCCAACAGAUCUCCAGAGGCUGGUGUAAGAACCCCUCAGAGAUGGAGGCAGCUCCCAAGGCAGCAGUGAAUUGGAGCCUUGUGUGUGUUGAUAAAUCCCAAAUCACCCUGGGUUUGUGCCAGUGCAUCCCACUGCAAAUCAAACACUGAGCAUUGUCCUGUCAGGGAGCCCCAGCCUUGGGAAUGGUCCUGCUGAGAGUGGGAGCUCUGUGUGAGGAAGCAAAGGAAUUUCAGGGGGGCUGGGCAGCACAGCUCCAGCUCCAAGCACCUUACUCUGGGACCAGCACCACUGCAGGGGGAGACGUGGCUCCCUCCAACUUUCAUGGAUCAAUGGGAACAGCAGGGGAGGAGUGUGGGCUCUCCUGCUCAAGGUCUUCUCCCUCUUCCCCAGCCCCCCUUUCCUCCUCAGCCCUAAAAGCUGCACCUUUCUGGCAGUGAAGAGCCCAGGCAGCCUCAGCCCAGCCCUGUCAGUUACACAGAAUUCUGCACAGAGGCAGAAUUCCUGAAGAAUGGAUGUGCUGAGUGGCAGAACCAGCACAAAAGCAGAAUUCCUGCAGAAUGGGUGUGUGACACCCGUGGCUGAGCGACAGCCCUGCUGGCUCUUUGCUGCUGUGGCAUCAAUCACCAAGUGGUCACCUGGGAAACUGCUCCAUUCUUCAAGUGUGACAAACUGGGAUUCCUGGGUGUUUUGCUGGGGGAUUGAUUACCCCAAGCCAGAGAUUAAAAGGAAUGUGCAAUCUGAGUGCUGUUUGUGCCAGGUCUGUCUGAGCCCAGGGGCACACCUGGCUAGGUGUGCAGAGAUCCAUGGCUUUGCCUGGUAGGGGACCAGGCCUGGGGUGGAGGAGAGGCAGCCCUGAGCUGUGCUGACAGCCCUGAGCCUCACCCAGCUCCCUGGCACCAGUGCUACAUGCAGGGGGUGGUGACACGUGGGUGUCACUCUGUCUUGUGCUUUCCACGAGCCUUGGAGCAGCACUGGCUGGAGACCAGGGAGAAACUGAGGCACAGGGUGCUGCCCUGGAGCCAGCACAGCCAGACACAGUAAAUCCCAGUCCAUGGAAAAACAUCAUGCUGGCAGGAACCUGCCCCUCCCCAUCCCAAAAGCCAAUCCUGGUUUCUGGCAUGGCCACUCCAACUGCACUGAACACCCUGGACUCAACAGCACACACUCCAAGCUUGUUUCCGAUUUGUUUUCUUGAAUUUUAUUCCAUUUUGCAUUAAAUUCUCGCUGUUUUCCAGCCAAAAUUACAUAGCUGACAAAGAAUAAGAGGAGGAACGAUGAUGUAGGAAUCCUUGUCACCAAGGUGGCACAAUCCAGUGGUACAGAGCUGUGGGGGCACAUGGGACACAGGCAGGCACCGAGGUAACAGGUGACACAGGUGCUGUGCCAGUGAGAGCAGCAGGUAACAAGUGAGAUUUGGGACUUGGCCAACAGCCCAGCAGAGCACCCCAACAUCUGCCCUGAGUACCCCAACCCAGAGGCAGCUGCUCCCCCUUUCCCAAGUCAGCUCAGGUUGCAGGUAACCCCUGUCCACUGGCACUCCCCAAAACAGCUGUUGCAACAAGUUUUAAACCCCAGUUCUCCUUUGGUUUAAGUGCAAAAUCAAACAGUUCACAUGCAGGUUUCUUGGAGACAUUGCAAAGGAGGUAUCAGCCCCAGCUCAGCCCUGGCUGGAGUUAAAUGUCCUUCACUGGAGGAAGGAUGGCUUUGGCAGGACCAUGGUGGUGGUCAGGCUCUGGGGAAAGAGGUUUGGGGACCUUUAGCUUUGAUCAUCCUUAAGCCAUGUCAGAUUUAAGCAAACACUGAGUUUAAACAUCUCCCACCAUUUCUUCCUGAUGAGGAAAUGUGUAGGACUCCCACAGCCCUGCCUGCCUUGGUGUCUCUGCUGCAGCAGUGGUCAUGGUGCCAUGGGAAAGGUGCCUCUGCCUGGCUCCACUUCCCCUCCAUCCUUUGGUGUAACAGCUCCAGGACACAAAAGGAGCACCCAGCUGCUCCAGCCCUGGUUCAGCUGUGAGCUGGUGGCAGCAGAGCUGGAGGAACCAGGGCUCAGUAGAACAUGUCACACCAAGGCUUUUCCCUUCCUGGCUCCCUGCAGUGUCCAUGGCCAGUGAACGACCCUGGGCUGGGGACAAUGCACUAGCUGGCACAACACAGUGAGGAAGCAGCAGAUCUUGGUAUCACACUGCCCCAAAAAUCCUGCUUAAAGCCCAGAGCUCCCU
This is a messenger RNA of Ficedula albicollis (Collared flycatcher), 4350 nucleotides long. RefSeq names its product glutathione synthetase (gene GSS). Gene Ontology annotation, biological process: glutathione biosynthetic process. Bases 1 to 1407 code for a protein of 468 amino acids. Lineage: Eukaryota; Metazoa; Chordata; Aves; Passeriformes; Muscicapidae. The record is from RefSeq and is a predicted model, not a curated record. The transcript is spliced from 13 exons. Gene Ontology annotation, cellular component: cytosol. Gene Ontology annotation, molecular function: glutathione synthase activity; glutathione binding; ATP binding.